This is a messenger RNA of Xylaria bambusicola, 1652 nucleotides long. RefSeq names its product Fip1 motif-domain-containing protein. Gene Ontology annotation, molecular function: RNA binding. NCBI's taxonomy places the organism in Eukaryota, Fungi, Ascomycota, Sordariomycetes, Xylariales, Xylariaceae. Bases 84 to 1073 code for a protein of 329 amino acids. The record is from RefSeq and is a predicted model, not a curated record. The transcript has 4 exons. Gene Ontology annotation, cellular component: mRNA cleavage and polyadenylation specificity factor complex.
AUUUCAGCUAUCCAACAGAACAACCUACCACCUUCGACUUCGACUUCCACAUCCACUGUAAAAUCAAUCAAUUGGCAGCAAUCAUGGAUAUAGACGACGAUGAUGACUUCUACGCCCCCGAAGAGCCUACAACACAGGCUGUCGACAACGCUUCAGCUCCCGGCCUCGUUGUUACCAGUACUACCACAUCCACCGAGCCGCUAAAGCAGCAGCAGCAACAGGAUGGGGACUUAGAGGAGGGCGAGGAGGAAGAUGAAGGCGCUGAGAUGGAAGAUUCCGACUCGGACAUAGAUAUCAUCACCGAACGCAAGGACGGCACAAAGGCCGCCCCACCAACGCAAUCGCGCUAUAGCGACAUCAGAAAUAUUCCUCAACGGUCCACCUCCGCCGACACUUCGACAAAGCCACCCGUCAAAAAGGACGAGUCGUCAACAGGGACUUCCGGCGCCGAACUCCCACCCGUCUCCACCUCCACCAUAGAUGUCCAUGGAGUCCCUAUCUACAAUCCCGUUGGCAAGCCCAUCACUCAGGUCAACAUCGAUCAAGACCUUCCCGAAAAUGAUAAGCCUUGGAGGAAGCCCGGCACUGAUCUUAGCGACUAUUUCAACUACGGCUUCGACGAGUUCACCUGGGCCCUGUAUGCCGCUAAACAGGACAAUGUCCGCGCAGAAUAUAGCCAGGACGCCAUUGCCCAGAACCAAAAGAAAAUGAUGGAAGAGAUGCAGAUGAUGAUGAUGGGAGGUAUGCCUGGCAUGGGAGGCGCCGGCGCCACUGGCUCCAUGUCUGGUAUGCCUGGUAUGGACGGAAUGCCUCCCGAGUUUCAGGCCAUGAUGCAGCAGAUGAUGGCCUCGGGCAUGGACCCCAGCCAAAUGGAUCCAUCAGCCAUGACCGCCAUGUUUUCGGGGAUGCAAAACUCCGCUGGCGGUGGUGUGGCGGGCCAGGGUGGCCAGAACCAGAACUUUGGCGCUGGCGGUGCCGGCAACCAAGGCCAAAACUUCGGCUAUGACCAAGGUAUGGGACGUGGCGGUGGUGGCGGCUUUGGUCGAGGCCGUGGCGGUAGGAGGAAUUGGUGAAAAUAACGAAAGUCCUAUCUUCUCCUUAUCUCAACUAUACCGUCCCAAGCAACUCCUCUGGAGCUUGCAUAGGUGUCUUUAAAACAAGGCAGUUGCACAAACUCAUGUCAAGGCUGAGGCUUCUCGUCUAUGACUACGACUAGACAUUAAAGUGGUUGGCCAGCAACUUGCUACAAUAACAUUCAGGGAUAUGGCAGUUGUCGUCAUCAGCGAUAGCUUGGUAUACAUCCGUACACAUGCCAUCACACACAAGUCGGAUGCCAAGAGCUGAAAGAAGACCAAGCAAUCACUCAAAACUCCAUCUUCAAUACUACAGCUAAGGGGUUACAAUCUUGCUGAACUAGAAGGAUUGUAUAGCAAAGGGAUGAGAAAAAAGUCUCCCAGUGUCUCCUGGCAGCUCUGGUGGAUCAAGCUAGUUGAAGCAGCCUUGGGAGAUAUGCUGUACUUUCCCUUGAAGUGUGCGUGCAAGCAUACCCAAUGGCUUGUUCAAUACUAAAUAGAGUGUUUAAGUAUGCAGUUGGGUUCCUAGGUGCAAAUAUAAAACAUAAUUCUCAACCCAAGUAAAUCAAUUUUCACAUA